GUGAAAAUGUGUGCUGCAGCCUGUUGUACAGUUAAGUUUCAUUAAUAGAUUUUUAUUUUCUAUAAAUCAUGAUUCCUAGAAAAUUUUUGAUUCAAAAUUGUUAGAAUCCUUUAAAAAUAAGAUUUAAAACAUUUAUGACAUCAUGUGGGUGCAAGAACCUGUUAUUGACUAGAAGAGCCGCUGCUAUACCUGACACCAGCGCGCGCGCCUCCGCACGUGCAUGCGGAUUCCUUGUUAAUUCAGUGUAACCUUCCGACUCCGCCGUAAAGAUAACUUUUUAGUGCGGCGGUUAGAAGUCUAAAGUUUUUGUGACUUCAUUUAUUCCCGUGUAUAAGUGGUCAUGUUUUUUAAGUUGAUCUAAUUCGGACUUUGAUGUUUAGGUUUUCGGACACGGGGACUUGUUGCACUUGGGGACACCGGUGCUGCGUCAAGGAAGGUGAAUCCAGAAUCUUUGAGGUAUCACCAACACCUUCUGCUGCUGCAUAUCUGUGAGACAGAGUCUCCUGAGAGAGCGCGCAGGGCUCCAUGGCUUCUAACACCUAAAAUGAAAAAGAAAAAAGCAGUCCUGCAUUAACAGUUGACGUGCUCCAGAUUCUACCAGCACUCGAGAACUGUUGUGCAAAGUGUGUCGUCCCGUCUACUGGACUGACUGACCUUUUUCCACGAGAUUUCUGCUUAAACACAACGGCAAAGGAGGGGAUAAACACACAGGGAUUCAUCUAUAAUUUUAGUCUAUGGAAAUGCAGGAUCUAGCCAGUCCUCACAGCCGAGUAAGUGGAAGCAGUGAAUCUCCUAAUGGUCCCAACCUCGACAACUCGCACAUCACUAACAAUUCCAUGACACCUAAUGGCACUGAAGGUGAUAACAUCACAAUGCUUACCACUGCAGACUGGUUGUUAGGUUCUAACUCAGAGUCCACUGCAGUUAAAACAGAGCCAAUGAGCAGCAGUGAAAUUGCCUCCUCAGUUGCAGACACCCUAGACAGCUUCUCAGGAUCAGCUAUUGGAACCAGUGGCUUCAGCCCAAGACAAACGCACCAGUUCUCUCCGCAGAUUUACCCUUCCAAAACAUAUCCGCAUAUUCUUCCUACCCCUUCGUCCCAAAACAUGGCGGCGUAUGGACAGACGCAGUACACCACAGGAAUGCAGCAAGCCGCAGCUUAUGCUAGCUACCCUCAGCCGGGCCAGCCCUACGGCAUCCCAGCUUAUGGUCCAUUGUGGGCAGGCAUAAAGACGGAGGGGGGCCUGAGCCAGUCCCAAUCCCCAGGACAGACGGGCUUCCUGAGCUACAGCUCCGGCUUUACCACACCGCAGACCGGACAGGCCCCCUACAGUUACCAAAUGCAGGGUGGUACUUUCACGACGACGUCAGGACUGUAUGCAGGAAACAACUCCCUGACAAACUCGGCGGGCUUCAACAGCACACAACAGGAGUACCCCACUUAUCCAGGCUUUGGCCAGGGCCAGUAUGCUCAGUAUUACAACAGCUCACCCUACACCUCACCCUACAUGACGAGUAACAACACCAGCCCCAGCACACCCUCCACCACCACCACGUACACCCUCCAGGAGCCGCCCACUGGUAUCACAAGUCAAGCCCUCACAGAGAACCCUGCAGGAGAGUACAGUACCAUCCACAGUCCAUCAACCCCCAUUAAAGAUUCAGAUUCAGAUCGAUUGCGCCGGGCCUCGGAUGGAAAGUCACGUGGCCGUGGAAGAAGGAACAACAACCCAUCACCGCCGCCCGACUCCGACCUUGAGCGGGUUUUCAUCUGGGACCUGGAUGAAACAAUCAUCGUUUUCCAUUCCUUACUCACGGGUUCUUAUGCCAACAGAUAUGGACGGGAUCCGCCAACAUCUGUGUCUUUAGGCCUGAGGAUGGAAGAGAUGAUCUUCAACUUGGCUGACACACAUUUAUUCUUUAAUGACUUAGAGGAAUGUGACCAGGUACACAUCGACGACGUGUCAUCUGAUGACAACGGCCAGGAUCUAAGUACGUAUAACUUCAGCGCCGAUGGUUUCCAUGCAGCUGCCACCAGUGCCAACCUGUGCCUGGCCACAGGCGUGCGCGGAGGCGUGGACUGGAUGAGAAAACUGGCCUUCCGCUACAGACGAGUAAAAGAAAUCUACACCACCUACAAAAAUAACGUCGGAGGUCUGCUGGGCCCGGCCAAAAGGGAAGCCUGGUUGCAAUUGCGAGCAGAAAUUGAAGCCUUGACGGACUCCUGGUUAACACUGGCACUGAAAGCACUAACAUUAAUCCACUCAAGGUCAAACUGUGUGAAUAUCCUGGUGACCACCACGCAGCUCAUCCCUGCCCUGGCAAAAGUCCUGCUUUACGGCUUGGGAGUCGUCUUUCCUAUAGAAAAUAUUUAUAGUGCAACCAAAAUAGGAAAGGAGAGCUGCUUCGAGAGAGUAAUUCAAAGGUUCGGGAGGAAAGUUGUUUACAUUGUUGUUGGAGAUGGAGUAGAAGAAGAGCAAGGCUCGAAAAAGCACAACAUGCCCUUCUGGAGGAUCUCCAGCCACUCAGACCUCAUGGCCCUCCAUCACGCUCUAGACCUGGAGUAUUUGUAGCACUGCACCACCAUCACACCUCCCAGCACCUCAGCACACCGAGCAACCUUUCUGCAUCACCCGCCGGCCCUGACCUACGCUAGCCGCAGCCGCCGGGGCGAGGACAGAGGAAAGGCCCCCUUUAAUGCCGCCUGGCAUCUGUCUUUUACCCCAAAUGAAGAAAAGACGAGGAGAGUGGAAAAAGGAGCACGUGGACGGCGUGCUGACACACAGUCGCUCAUCGUUUUAACCCCGAACAGUUUUUUUUUUCCUCUUCUAACCGAAGGAAAGCUAGCGGUGAAUUUACGACGCAGCAGCUGUUUGCCCUUGGUUUCUGUGAAUCAGCCACUUUCUGAAGCUGUCAGAGUGUUUUACGGCCUCCCCCCGGUUUGUACCGAGACUUUGUUCAGGGUUCACACCUGUGAUGAAAGCAGGGCUGCCGCCUCGCCACAGAACUCGACUACUGCUGGUGACUUCUCCGCAUCCUUCUCGCUUCAUCACCGUCUGCUCUUCCCGUUUUCUUCAUUUGAUCAACCCACUUUCAAAGCCACCUCGACGAAGCUCCGCCGUCAAGAGUCGGCCCGGGAGUCUUUUAAUUUAUGAACAGAGACUUGUGGCACGGCGCCACGGGGAAGGUACCUCAAUGACAAAGACUUGUGCCUUUCACAAAGUACUAUUGAUUUCCACCACAUUGAAUGGAAGAAACGUACAAAAAUGGGGGUUUUCUAAUAAUUUAAGAAAAUUAACAAAAAACUUUAUUUACAACGCUGAGACAAUCGUGUACAGAAGAAAAAAUUUUGUGUGUGUAAGUUUGUAAUCACUGGACUGUUCUUCCCUAUAUUCAUUUAGGUACAGCAACAAUGCUUUUCAAUGGAAGUACAAAAAAAAAGACAUCCCCUCGCAAACUCGUGCGACACCUAAAAGUGUUGAUGUGUUCAAGUUACGUUUGAUAAACAAAAUAUGUAGAUAAUGGAAUUAUGUGAUUUUGUCAAGACCAAAAGCAUGGGUGUCAAGUGUCAAGGACCUUUCCUUUCAUCCUGUCAUAUUUACGCUUCUCAAACACACAUUUCACGUGUUUUUUACCGGAAAGGUAGCUCCACCUGUGUCCUUAUUGCAUCUCACCAGCUUGCAGCCCUGACCCCACUGACCCCACAGCAGACUUCCCUCUGGUGAUGGUCUCUGCCUCCCGAGAGCCGAUUGAAAGACAAAUUUGAAUAUUUAAACAAGCCGGCUUGAAUAGGUUUAUUAUCUUUUAUACAAGCACUAUAAAACUAAAAAAAACUCUUGUACAGCAGGCAUAAUUUUGUAUGAUGUAGUGUUUUUAUUUCAACAUUGACAAGACAUUCUGCCCCCCCCCAUCUCUCUUUAACUUCAUUUGUUGGGUAUGAGGGGAGGUCAAAUUAGCCGUAAGAGAAAAGCCACUAACUUUCCGGGGUU
Messenger RNA from Oryzias melastigma (Indian medaka), 3989 nucleotides. It is a transcript of the gene eya1, whose product is annotated as EYA transcriptional coactivator and phosphatase 1. The transcript has 20 exons. Gene Ontology annotation, molecular function: protein tyrosine phosphatase activity. The record is from RefSeq and is a predicted model, not a curated record. Bases 735 to 2573 code for a protein of 612 amino acids. Gene Ontology annotation, cellular component: nucleus. Gene Ontology annotation, biological process: cell differentiation; negative regulation of extrinsic apoptotic signaling pathway in absence of ligand; multicellular organism development. NCBI's taxonomy places the organism in Eukaryota, Metazoa, Chordata, Actinopteri, Beloniformes, Adrianichthyidae.